GCAUGUAUUACAACAUCAGCAAUUGAAAAGAUGGAUGAAGAGCUACCUGAAGAAGAAAAUCUUUAUAUUUUACAACAAGAGGAAACAAAUAGUGACUUACAGUCGAAAUCAUUCCCGCCUAUAACACAGCAGAUGCCAAAAUGUGAUAAAGAUGUCCAUAUUAUUGCUAAGCCGAGCACGUCCAGCAGCACAAUAAGAAGAGAAGAAAGUCCGCGGAAGAAAAAAUUGCAACAACGCAUUGUACGAUUGCAAGGGAGAGUAAAAACACUGGACGAAAGAAACAGACGGCUUCAGAAGAAAGUGAAGAUUUUAAUUGUAAGGAAGAAAAAAGCAGAAAAAGAGAAGCUUAAGGACCAUGAGAUUCUACGUCAAUUAGGUUGUAAGUUUUUUUCUCCGAUUUUCGCACGAUUGUUAUCUGCCCAAAUUGAUGCGCAAAUUAAAAGCAAACAUGGAAGACAGUAUAGUUCCGAAUUUAAACAAUUUGCUUUAG
Temnothorax curvispinosus is the source of this 490-nucleotide messenger RNA. RefSeq lists its product as uncharacterized. The annotation marks the transcript as partial. The transcript is spliced from 3 exons. The record is from RefSeq and is a predicted model, not a curated record. NCBI's taxonomy places the organism in Eukaryota, Metazoa, Arthropoda, Insecta, Hymenoptera, Formicidae.